Opisthorchis viverrini is the source of this 1598-nucleotide messenger RNA. RefSeq lists its product as hypothetical. The record is from RefSeq and is a predicted model, not a curated record. The transcript has 3 exons. Gene Ontology annotation, molecular function: DNA-binding transcription factor activity, RNA polymerase II-specific; RNA polymerase II transcription regulatory region sequence-specific DNA binding; purine-rich negative regulatory element binding. The coding region runs from base 1 to 1203 and encodes 400 amino acids. Gene Ontology annotation, biological process: regulation of transcription by RNA polymerase II. NCBI's taxonomy places the organism in Eukaryota, Metazoa, Platyhelminthes, Trematoda, Opisthorchiida, Opisthorchiidae. Gene Ontology annotation, cellular component: nucleus.
AUGAUGCAGUGUCCGUCAGAUGUGCUCACUCUCUCCAUUCCUUUAAUAAGACGAACGCUGGAAGGUCUUCGAAUAGCCUGUGAUGAAAACCUUGUCGAUCUGGAUUAUGCAGACGACAUCAUUCUCGUCUCCGCAAAGGAGAGAAAGACGCAGGUGUUUUUGGAUGAACUGACCAAAUUCAUCCCGUCCUUCGGUGUGCACCUUGCACCCACAAAGUGUAAGGUCAUGCUCGUGGACAUACAAUCACUGAACGCGCUAUUUACAAUCCAGGGAGAGGCACUGGAAGUUGUGGAGCGUUUUGCGUAUCUUGGACGUUGUAUUGGUCCUGAUUGUAGUACGACAAAUGAUGCCAACACACGAAACUGCAAGGCUCGGGUCGCGUUUUCUAAUUUUAAACACCUAUGGCGUCAAGACGAUGGUCACCAGGCUGAACAGGAACUGGCCACUAGGACGCUCCGGAUUCAAAACAAGCGGUUUUAUCUAGAUGUGAAGCAAAACCGGAGAGGACGUUUUGUGAAAAUCACAGAGGCAGGCAGUGGAGGGCAGAAGUCCCGCAUUUUGAUGUCCAUCGCUGUAGCUUUGGAAAUGCAAGAGAAAGUCAGCAAACUAAGUGACAUUUACAGUCAGCUUCCAUCCCACAAUCCUCAGUGUCUUGCCCAGGACGGUCGACUGGCUUCUGAUACAAUUGUGCGUGAUAGUCGAAGAUACUACCUAGAUCUUAAAGAAAACGAGCGUGGUCGUUUCCUUCGGCUUGCUAUGCUUACCAUGGGUGUGCGCGAUCAAAUUGCCAUCCCUGCACAGGGCAUGAUUGAGCUGCGCAACGCACUUGCAGAUUUAACUCACGAGUACGCCGGCGACGUGGAAAACGAUGCGUUUUCGGAUCUGCCGGAGUCUAAAGUAUUGUUCGUUGGCAACAAAACAUUCUACUUCGACGUUGGUUCGAAUCGUUAUGGCGUGUACUUACGUAUCUCUGAGGUCAGAGCCAAUGUUCGGUCCUCUGUGACCAUCCCGGAGCAACAUUGUGGUCGCUUCCGUGAUAUAAUCUCUGAGUUGUCGGCUAAAAUGUCGGAACAGAAAGUGUCGAACGGCUGUCCACCAAUGAACGGAGACAAUGAGGAAAAAGUUCCAGCUGCGAAACUGGCUGAAAAGCCGAAAGCUGUGGCCGAUGCGCCGACUGCUAAUGAACCGAUUGCUGUGGCAUAAUCGGCGUCUCUCGAUCUCCAAACACGUAGCUUUCGUAGACUCAUUAAUAUGAAUAAUCCUUGUUUCCUAGUUCAUUUACUCACAAAAGCAUGCUUUCUGGCACAGCUGUUCGUCCCGGACCCCAGUUGUUUCGAAAUUUCGUGCUGCGAAUGUUUUGUAUACCGUCUCAUUGUGUGACUUUUAUAUGCACAUGUAGUCUAAUGUUACCAGCUAUUAUCAUCACUCUAUUGCUCAUUAUUCUGUGGAUGCGAAAAUGUUAUUUUGUUUUCUUGUUCCAUUAUCUGCUAAUCAAUAGCGCUUAUUCUACGAUUUUUCUACCUACCAUUGUUUAUGGAAGGUGCAUUUGUUUCUCUUUGUAUUUUGCAUUUUGAAUGAUUAAUUAUGUAUACCUGUUG